CCACAGUUGUUCACAAACCAUCCAACAUUUUAUUCUUUUUUUCCUAUUUAAUAUGCGAUAUAGGUACAUGAUACGUUUGUAUAUGUGAAAGGUUUUUUCUGAAUUCAUUCACCUGUUAAAUGUUAAUUUUCAUUUUAUUGUUCAUAAAAUCUUAAAAUCUCUAUGCUUCUACGCGCAAAUGUGUGAUUACUGAUUACUUGUAUGUCAGAAGAACUACUGUCUACAAGUCGCGUGUGCCUUUAGUUGCAACAUCGGUGCGAAAUAUACGAAAUGGAUACAUAACAUACAAAGUACGUGAAACUGUUUGUAAAUACAAAGUAUUGUGGAAAAGGUUAUUUAUAUUUUCUAACCAAUAGAUUACAAAAAUAAGUUACCAUGACUGUGAUGUCUCAAGAAGAAAUGAUGGUUGGUAUUAAGACUGUUGCCCAAGGAUUGGAAGCCCUGAAAAAUGAGUUAACAGCAUCUAAUAACCCUUCUGGUCAAAAUACAAUGCAACCAGAGGAAAAACAGUCAAUGCUUCAAAAAACUUUAGAUAUGACAGAAUUGGGUCUUGGAGAAGCUCAGGUUAUGUUAGCUUUGGCUUCCCAUCUUCAAAAUGUAGAAGCAGAAAAACAAAAAUUAAGAACUCAGGUCCGUAGACUUUGUCAAGAAAACGCGUGGCUAAGAGAUGAAUUAGCAAAUACACAACAAAAAUUACAGGCUUCUGAACAGGCUGUUGCAUUAUUAGAUGAACAAAAUAAACAUUUAGAGUUUAUGGCAUCUAUCAGUAAAUUUGAUGCUGAUAAGACUGAAGAUCAAACCGAAAACAAACAAGAAAAAUCUAAAAACGAUGAUCCGGUUGUUGAUUUAUUUCCAGAUGAUGAAAAUGAAGAAAGAAAUACAUUAUCACCUACACCACCAUCACAGUUUGCUCAACAAGUAAAUGCUGGAGCUGGUUAUGAGAUUCCGGCACGUUUAAGGACAUUACAUAAUUUAGUGAUUCAAUAUGCGUCCCAAGGAAGAUAUGAAGUUGCUGUCCCAUUAUGUAAACAAGCUUUGGAGGAUUUAGAAAAAACAUCAGGCCAUGAUCACCCAGACGUAGCUACCAUGUUGAAUAUUUUAGCUCUUGUCUAUAGAGAUCAAAACAAGUAUAAAGAUGCUGCUAAUUUACUGAAUGAUGCUUUGGCAAUACGUGAAAAGACUUUAGGAGAAAAUCAUCCCGCUGUCGCAGCAACAUUAAACAAUUUAGCUGUACUUUAUGGAAAACGAGGUAAAUACAAAGACGCUGAACCGUUGUGUAAACGAGCUUUAGAAAUCAGAGAAGCAGUAUUAGGUAAAGGACAUCCAGAUGUAGCUAAACAAUUGAACAACUUAGCCCUGCUGUGCCAAAAUCAAGGUAAAUAUGAAGAAGUAGAACGAUAUUAUCAACGGGCAUUGGAAAUAUAUGAAAAGAAGCUAGGACCGGAUGAUCCCAAUGUAGCUAAAACAAAAAAUAAUUUAGCUUCCUGUUAUUUAAAACAAGGCAAAUAUAAGGAAGCUGAAAUACUAUAUAAACAGGUGUUAACUAGAGCUCAUGAAAGAGAGUUUGGAACAAUAGAUGGCGAUAAUAAACCAAUAUGGCAGGUGGCUGAAGAACGUGAAGAAAAUAAAAACAAAAGUACAGGUGCAGCACCAUAUACAGAGUAUGGUGGUUGGCAUAAAGCUGCUAAAGUAGAUUCACCAACAGUAACUACCACACUUAAAAAUCUAGGAGCAUUAUACAGAAGACAAGGAAAAUAUGAAGCUGCAGAAACUCUUGAAGACUGUGCAUUACGUUCUAGAAAAGAGGCUUUUGAUAUAGUAAAACAAGCCAAAGUUGCACAGAUUCUUAGUGGAUCAACUAGUAGUGUAAAUAGUAAUGACAGGAGAAACCGAUCAAGUCGUUUGAUUGGUUCUAGGGAAUCAUUGGAGUAUGAUACCAGUUCUACUGGAACAAAAUUAGACGAGAGCGGGGCUGAGUUGGGCAAACAAAGCGGCUUGAAAACAAAACUAUUCAGUGCUCUAGGGCUGAACAACUCCUCUUCUGCCUGAUUAAAUGUAUCUGGAGAGAAAUUAUCGAGGCUGUGGCUGUGGGACAUUAUUUUACACUAAUAAAUAUAAAUAUAUUUUAUUGUUUAUUAUUUUACUUAUUUAUUAUUUUUAACAUCAUAAUAUUUAUUAUAAUUAUUAUUAUUUAUUUAUUAUUAUUAUUAUUAUUAUUAUAAUUUUUUUUUUUUUUGUAAUUUGUGUUUGAUUUGAUACAAUUUUGAAUUAUUAUUUAUAAGUUUUAAUUAAUUAUUACAAGUUGAAUUAAUGUGGAUGAUCAAUCAAAAUAAAAAUAGGUUUCAUUUUUAAGUAAACCAUUUAAUUUUAAUUAUACUUAUUGUAGUAUUGAAAAAUUAAAAAAUGUAUUUCUUAGUUUUA
Messenger RNA from Acyrthosiphon pisum (pea aphid), 2421 nucleotides. RefSeq names its product kinesin light chain (gene Klc). Gene Ontology annotation, biological process: microtubule-based movement. Gene Ontology annotation, cellular component: cytoplasm; kinesin complex. Bases 376 to 2049 code for a protein of 557 amino acids. The record is from RefSeq and is a predicted model, not a curated record. The transcript is spliced from 12 exons. Gene Ontology annotation, molecular function: kinesin binding. Lineage: Eukaryota; Metazoa; Arthropoda; Insecta; Hemiptera; Aphididae.